AUGGCAGCCACGCGGUCCUUAACAAGGCAAGGCAAGCUGCCAUCCGGAUUUGCAACAGUUGGAGAUGUCCUCGGGGGCAAGAUCAGUGCAGGAUCUAGAAUCAAUUUAAUUGGGAUUCUAACAGACUUUCGAGCUCCAAUUCCCACGAGAGGAGAGGAUUGGAAAUGUCAGAUGCGCAUCUAUGAUCAGUCAGUCGAAGACGAGCCUGAGGGAUCUAUUCUCCUCAACAUUUUUUGGCCACAAAACGAUAUGCCGGAUGCUAGCUGCGGUGACGUGAUCAUCGUAUUUUCAGUCAAGGUUCAACGCUAUGAAGAUUCAACUUCACUAUGCACCCACAAGACAACUGAUUUACACAUAUACGAGUCUAUUAAAAUACCCAAAUAUGGCGCCGAUGCCUCCAAUGCCCGUCGGCUGCCAACCAGAACCAAGAUCAAACGUCAACCAAACAAGAUUGAGAAUGAGUUCGUCAGUGUCCUAUAUAACACUAUCAACAAAGAGAGAGUCCCGUCACAUUCUGAGUUCGACAUCAUGAGAAAAAAUUCGACCAACUUGAAUAAGAAGUUUUCUGAGCUAAAAGACUUGCAGACCGGAAAGUUUGCUGAUACAGUGGUGCAAAUCGUCAAGGAGCCGUACGAUUUGGGUGACAAAUUCACCUUGUGGAUUUCAGAUUACACGGAACAUCGGCUAUUCUACCAUUACAAGUUUAUGGAGGGUGGCUCUUUCGAGGAACGAGACGAUAGGCCGAAUGAUUACAUGAGCAAAUAUUCUGGCUCUUCACAGAAGUCUGGGUGGCCAGGCCCGUUUGGGAAGAUGAGCAUGCAAAUCACCUGUUUUGAGCCACACGCGGGAGCAAUCCGAGAUCAACACCUUUCAAUAGGCACCUGGGUCUCUUUGCGUAAUCUGCAAAUCAAAUUAGGCCACAAUGCAACCAAUUUGGAAGGUUACCUCAGAGAAGAACGAGGUGUCCAGGGAAACAAGGUCAAUAUAUUAAAAUUAGACCACCUUGCCAGCGACACGCUGAGUCCAGAGCUGAAAAAUGCCCUUAGGCGAAAGCGAGCAUACGAAAAGAAAGUGCAGGAAGAUCUCAAAGAUCUUAGUGAAGCCACCAACGCAGGACUAAAACGCAAGGCCCAGCUCGGCUUGAGUUCGGAAACGGAUGUCAAGGCCCGUAAAAACUCAAAACAGAGAAGAACCGAAAAUCGACUGUCUAAACAACGAGGAUAUAAACAACAAAACGGCCAGGCAGACAAUGCUUUGCCGCCUGAUAACAUCACCACAGAAAAUGUCCCCGAAGAAAAUGUCCCCGAAGACCUCAACAGACAAAUAAGGUGCGAAAACGAACUUAAGACAGUUACGUCCAUCGCAGACAUACUAGCACCCACAUAUCAUGAAACUACAAUACAAGGAGACACCAUCAAGCUCCAACUGCCGUUCAUAAAUUCCAAUUACCGCACAUGCGUUCGUGUAACCGACUUCAUGCCCCCUUGUCUCGAAGACUUUGCGCAUCGUACAAGAAGAGCAUCUGAAUAUGCUGGUCUCUCGGACAACGAAGAGUCGGACUCCGACACAACUUCAGACUCUGACAACGAUGCACAUCCGCUCUCAGCACUCACUAAUGUCGUCACGGGAUGGGAGUGGCGCUUCUGUUUAAAACUAGAAAAUGCGCAGUCCAAAGGAGGCUCCAAGGACUCCAUCUGGGUGGUGGUCAAUAACCAAUCUGCCCAAAUGCUUUUGGGCCUAGAUGCAUCCGAUUUGAGAAACGACGAAAAAACCCUCAGUGAUUUACGCCUGAGGCUGUGGUCGCUAUGGGGAAACUUGGAAGAGCAAAAAGCCGAAAUGGAAGACCGAUUAUUAAAAGCAAGACAUUCAAAUAAUCGCAGUGUCCCUCCAGCGCACUCCGAUGAUGAAGAAUCCGAUACAAAGAAGCCCGCACGGCCAGAGGUUUCUAACCGCCCCUUUGCGUGUUGUAUUCGCCAGUAUGGUGUAACAGUCGCGGAAGAUGAUGAAACAAAGGCUGACGCUGGAAACGGCAAGCGUUGGGAAAGAAUAUUCGGUCUGUUUGGGACUAGAAUAACCGGCUUCAGACAUUGA
Metarhizium brunneum ARSEF 3297 is the source of this 2091-nucleotide messenger RNA. It is a transcript of the gene pot1, whose product is annotated as Protection of telomeres protein 1. The record is from RefSeq and is a predicted model, not a curated record. Gene Ontology annotation, biological process: regulation of telomere maintenance via telomerase; telomere capping. Gene Ontology annotation, cellular component: nuclear telomere cap complex; chromosome, telomeric region. NCBI's taxonomy places the organism in Eukaryota, Fungi, Ascomycota, Sordariomycetes, Hypocreales, Clavicipitaceae. Gene Ontology annotation, molecular function: G-rich strand telomeric DNA binding; telomerase inhibitor activity.